This is a messenger RNA of Pseudophryne corroboree (corroboree frog), 2651 nucleotides long. RefSeq names its product chloride channel protein ClC-Kb-like. Gene Ontology annotation, cellular component: plasma membrane. The transcript is spliced from 20 exons. Gene Ontology annotation, molecular function: voltage-gated chloride channel activity. The record is from RefSeq and is a predicted model, not a curated record. Gene Ontology annotation, biological process: chloride transport; transmembrane transport. NCBI's taxonomy places the organism in Eukaryota, Metazoa, Chordata, Amphibia, Anura, Myobatrachidae. Bases 1 to 2202 code for a protein of 733 amino acids.
AUGUCUCAAGGGAAGGUGCAGAAUGGAGUGGAGGAGAAAUCCGAGGUCCUGGAGUUACCGGAGACAAAGGGGAAGAGGGGGGACAGUAAGGCGGAGAGUGAGAUGAGCGAGGCUUAUUCCUACAUCCCUAAGGAGAAGGAGAACCGGAGUGCGCUCAUCCAGCUGGGAACCCGGAUCCUGACCUGCCUGAAACGUGUGUCGUCGAACGCAGACUUCCGGGACCCGGGUGUCCAGGUCCUACGGCCAGUCUGCGGACCGUUUGUGCACAUGGCAACUAUACUCGCUACUCUGCUAGGAAAGGUCAUGGUUAGACUUGUUGGUGCAAAAGAGAAUCCAGGCAGGAAGUAUGAGCUGCUGAUAGCCGGAGCCGCAGUGGGCGUCGCAUGCUGCUUUGUUGCUCCUGUAGGAGGUGUCCUGUUCAGUGUGGAGGCAACAGCUACGCAUUUCGCCAUCCGGAAUUACUGGCGGGGCUUUUUUGCAGCUACAUGUGCAGCGUUAAUGUUUCGUCUGCUGGCCGUGAUUAAUAUGGAGAGAGAAACUGUUGCGGUUCUCUUUAGCACAAACUGGCGGGUAGAAUUUCCCUUCGACCUCCCUGAAUAUCUGUCCUACGCCAUCUUGGGCGUUGUGUGCGGCUGCGUCUGCUGUGUCUACCUGUUUCUCCACCGCGUCACCUUACUCUUCAUUAGUAACAAUGAACGUAUUGGAAAACUGCUACGAAACAAUAAGAUAGUCUACGCUGCCUUUGUCUCCCUGGUGUUGGCCAGCAUCACCUUCCCACAUGGAUUUGGCCAGUACAUGGGUGGAACACGGUUAACCAUGAAGGAACACUUAGAGACUUUCUUCAACAACAUCACGUGGGGCGUGGAGGAGUUAUCGCUCAGCGGCAACGCCUCGCGCCAGCCGCCCAAUCCCACCUACGACAACAGCUGGCUGCAGUGGACACACCCGAACCUGUCUUCUCUGGAGAAACUGGCCAUCUUCGUAGUGCUGAAGUUCUUCAUGCUACUCUUUGCAAACACCAUGAUCAUCCCAGCCGGAUACUUCCUGCCCGUGUUUGUAUACGGUGCUGGAUUAGGUCGACUCUAUGGAGAAUUAAUUGCCAAAAUCUUCCCCGACGGGUUCAUCUCAGAGGGCAUCCCUAUUAGGAUCACUCCAGCAGGAUACGCACUUGCAGGUGCUGCCGCUUAUUCUGGAGCUGUCACUCACACCAUCUCUACGGCUCUGCUUGUAUUUGAAUUAACUGGACAAAUGUCCCAUAUUCUUCCUGUCCUGAUUGCGGUUCUUAUAGCAAAUGCCAUCAGCCAAAGCUGCCAGAACUCAUUUUUUGACCUUAUAAUCAUAAUAAAGAAACUUCCAUACCUCCCAAAACUGGCGAUGGGAAAGAACAGUGCUCAUGAUGUGUGUGCUGAGGACUUCAUGGUGACGGACCUGCAAUAUCUGGUGCAAGGAUUUAAAUACAAAGAUAUCCGAAGUCUUCUGAAAUCAUCUGAUCUGAAGCAGUUCCCCAUCGUGGAUGCUGAAGAUUCUAAGAUCCUCCUUGGCUCUAUAAGCCGGAAAACUCUCAGCAAGCUUUUGUCAGAUCAGCUCAGCACGGAGCGGAGGAUCCAAUACAUGAUGAACCAGACCGGGAGCAACAUGGACAACAACCUAACAGUGACUUCUUUGGGGGAUUCUUCCACUGGCAGACCGAAACUGCCCAGAUGUGAUGAGGCGGAGAAUGCGGACACGAUGUACAGCGCUCAGGACACUGUGGCGUAUGAGAGUGAAGAGAUGCAGAGACAGAGGCCCGAAGGCCGCAGGAGACGCUCGUCUAAGUUCCGGAACCAGUACCUGAGAAUGGUGGAGGAGUGGGAGUGCCGUCAGCUCAACGAGGUGGUAUCGGCAGAGGACCUGGCCAUCAACCCAGCUCCGUACAGACUGGUGGAGAAGCAGACUCUAUACCAGUGCUACGACAUGUUUAACCUCCUGGGGCUGCGCACGGCUUACGUCACCAGUACGGGAAGGCUGGUGGGCGUGGUGUCUCUGACUGAGCUGAAAGACGCCGUCCAGGGAACUGUGAAGGGGACAUUCACCUCCCGGGUGACCCACAAGGCUGAGGACAACGGGCAGGAGAGUUAUUCCCUGCAGCCUCUGGUGCACCUGCCCCCGGAGUGUCAGACACAGGACAUCGCGCCCUCUGCCAGACCACCGCCAUCAUCGUGACCGAGAGCGGCUUACUACCCGCCAUAUCAAUGCACUGUGUGAUGACUGUAUGCGGCCAGCUUACUGCAAUACUCUGUGCGUGCGGUGUAUGGCCAGCCGGGGCUACCGGGCCCAAUGCUACCCGCAGACCUUUCCAUUUCCUGAACUGACAACUGGUGUCCAUGACAGCGACCAGUCCACGCACUCAGUAUUUAUCAUUAAAUACGCCAUAUUGUAACACAGCGUGCGCUACUGCAGAGACUGAUAUAGGGUUAUCAGCCCUGAGCUCCGCGAGACCCCUGAUAAUACCACCGGGGGGCGCUGCAGGCAUCUCAGGACGGAGAGGAGAUGACACCCACUACAUCUGUUAUUCCUUCUAUGUACUUACCCAGACUAGGGGGCAGUGUGGUGUGGUCAGCGUAUCAGGGGCUCCUCCCCCUUCCGCAGGGGCAACAACCACUAACGUUAUG